UGGAUUAAAGGAAGAGCGACCGUGUGCGUUACCACAGUAUCUACGUCGAUGAUAUAGCAUGCGGAUGAUACAUUGAGACGCUGUGUUUCUUGCUCUAAAUGAUAGGAGACGGUGAAUAUAUCAUGAGGCUUCGCGACGAAGGGAUAACCAAAUGCACGAUAGAUGGUCAAUAUAUGCUUAUCAUCUGUAAGGAUAUUGCAAGAAUCGUUUCAGUGCCGGUGGCUUGUGGUUUACUUGCUAGGGAUUGCCUUUCGUCACGGAUCUCAAUGUGCCAUUGCGUCAGGUAGCUUUUGAGCCACAAAAUUCUGUUUAUGCAUAUUUGUAUUUGUUCUUGUGCAAGAAGACGCUUAGCUGAUUUAUUUGGAAAACGCAUGUCAAUAAUCAAAAUUUCUGAAAUUCACGGGACCUUUUCUCAAGUGUACAUUUUUUACUGGUUCAGAAACACACAAACGAAACAAUUUAGGUAGAACGUGGUUUCUCAUCUAGACGAAACCACAACAACAGCUCAUUCUGUUACAAGUAUACUCGUACAAAAUUGUCUUAUCCAAAGUGUCGUUUGACAAGUCGUUGAAUCGAAGCAUAGACUCAUCUUAGUGAUAACAGGAUUACACACCUGAGAAAGGAUAUGUCUGAGAUAAAGGAUUGCGGAUAUCCAACACGCUGUAAUUAGGAGACACAUCAAGUGAAAUAGUUAUACGUCUUCACCAUGCCACGAAAGCGAUAAAUGAGAAGGAACUGUCUUGCCCCAAAUCUAAGACGUUCUGGAGUAUUGAGUGAUGGAUGAAUUGGAUACGAACAUGAUUCAGCGGAGUACGGAUUCGGAAAUAUAAACAGUUGUGGCGUGUUGUUUGCAAAUACAUUUGGUGGCGCGUUCAGAUUGUGUUAUCUGAAUAAACACUUAGUCCCGUACGCCAAUGCAUAUAGAAAACUUUAUCAAAUAUUUGCUAUUAUACAACCAGCUUUUUACUGUCGUUCUGCACUACGUGAAUGCACAAAGCUAUUGUGUGCUUCUCUUCAGACGUAUGCUCUACCAAACACAGAACAAAUGCAUGUCCAGUUCGGCUACGUUCAAGCUGUGUUUCUACUGAUUCUAAUGGCACCAGUAGGGACGGACAGAGGCCCAAAGUGCCCUAUAGAAUUCGCAUGUAACUGUAGAGAAAUUCUCAAUCUCGAUAACGAUACGGAGCUGUCAAUAGAUUGCAAUGAUCAGAUGUUCCGAGGUAUUCCGGAGUUUCCACGGAGCCUGCGUGGAGCAGUUAUCAGGGAACUUUCAAUCCGUAGAAACUUCCUUGACAACCUACCUGACAAAUUAUUCAAAGGGCUAGACCUUCAAAUAGAAGAAAUAAUCUUUGACAACAACCCUAUCCGCUCCGUGGACAGCCUAGCAUUCGCCGCGCUAAAAUCAGUGAAGACAAUAUCGUUCCGUAACUGUCUGUUAAAAGACAUUCCACUGAUAUUUAACAAUGUGGCAGGUCUAAAAACCAUUUACUUAUCCUCUAACUUGAUCACCCACAUCAGAAGAGAUACAUUUUCAGGGUCGCAACUCAAAACUUUGGAUCUGAGUAAAAACCCGCUACAAUUCACCCAUGACAUGUUCGACUCAAUUCGGCACUCUUUAGAGAAGCUCCUUCUGGAUCACCUCAAUCUGUUAGCCAUUCCGAACUCAUCCUUAGAAAAUUUCAAACAUCUCCGAAGUCUGUCAUUAAUGUUCAAUAAAAUUCACAUUUUAAAAAAGGUGAACGUGAGACGUCUGCCAAAAACUCUCCGCUUCCUCAGCUUCAUGGGUAAUAACAUCAGCCAUAUUGAAUCUGGCGCUUUUGAUGACGUCAUAGCGCAUCGCGAGGUCGCCUAUCUUGGUCUAGGAUACAACAAUUUGCAAACAUUAGACUUUAUAAACGAGCCCUGUCUUUACAGACAAGUUGACGUCAGUGUGUAUGAUAAUCCAAUAAACUGUGAUUGUGGCCUGUUCAAUUUGACACGACACAAGCUGUUCAGAAUUCUCGGUGAUUGUACAGCCCCGGCCAAAUUUGCUGGAUACGACAUCAUGCAUGAGCCGAUUUUUCAUGGUCGGAGCGCCUUCACACAAGCUGUCAUCCCAGACUGCAAUGAGACACUCCCAAUGGGAUACUAUGAUUGUGACUGUCAUUGGGUUAACACUACAUCUGAUCGGAUUGAACCAUUGAUCUGUGCCAGGGCGAGUCGGGCGAGCAACGCAAUUUCAACCCAUGCUGAUGUUCUUUUUAUUUUCGUGCUUGCGAUAUUGAGCUCAACAUUUUUAUGAUGACAUAGGCUACCGCGCGCAUUCUAUUAACCGUCAUAUGACUUGGGGAUUUCAGCAACGUUGUUAUCUUGACAGCUGAUAGCAUUAAUUAUUUCCAUACACGUAGUCUCAUAAAGAGGAGGAACCCUUCAAACCAGAAACCAGAAUAUAUUGGGAGUUGGGAACAAUAUGAUUUGUGUGAUAACCAAUCAGAUAGAUAAAUCAGUGAUCUAGAUUCAAUUCUGCUAGUGUUUGAACACUUGAGGUGGUGAUCCAGAACCAGAGUCGACUUAGUGACAAUUUGGUCAAAAGUGAAUUAGGUGUAUGUGGCAACCUCUGACCUGAAUACUGUUUCUGACAGAGGCUCAUUGAUGUAGCAUAAUCCAUUUUCUCAUAGAUAGCAGCACUCCACUUUCCUUUUCCUUGAAAAAUAAGGGAUUCAUGACCCAGAACCGACCCAUUUUUCUCAAAACAUGAAUGUCACUCAAUAAAGAGAGUCUGGUUAUCACCGCCUCACCAGAGUCAUUCAAUAAAAGAUUCUGGAGUUACGACAUGUGUUUGUUUUCUCUGCGCGGAUAAAUGUAUAUACAUGAUGUUUUGUAUCAGUGUUGCAGUAACAGUAAGUUGAAUGACUUUGUUUAAAAAUGCUUUGUUUUUUAAAAGGUUUUUGCAAUGAAAUUAGAGGCGAUGAUAUUUUGUAUAGUGAUAUUCAUGUGAAAAAUAGUCUUUCAUCCACACUGGGCCAUUCGAAAGAAAUGAUAUAUUUGAAAGAAGCUUGGGCGCCUAUAAAAUACAACCACGAGCAAGCAGAUUAUGGACCUGAUUCUGAUUAAGUGGUGCGCCCGAAUCAGCGAAUUUACGUUGUGAUCACUACAUCAUACAUAUAUUAUGCAGCUAAUGGUCCAGGGGAUGUUUUUUAUGUUGCAUAUAUCAUGUUUUAUGCUUCGUUUGAGAGGAUGCACGCCAUUCCUACUUCCGACUACUACAAAAAAUUAAAUAUCUUUGAUACUGUCUCGUGGAACUAAACGCAAAUAAUGAUGUUUGUAUUCCAGGUCGCAGCCCGGCCACAAAGAUACAAAACAAUUGGUUUUUACUGUAUGGUUCGUAUAGCCACAUAUUGUGUUGUUCAGAAAAGAAUGGUCUGUCAUUUAAAGUUGUGUAUCUGAGAGACGCACAGGAAGUAUCUAAAAUUGGUGCACAUCUAGGAUUAAGUACCACUUGUAUCUCAUGAAAAUUUAACCAUCAAGGAUUAAGUACCACUUGUAUCUCAUGAAAAUUUAACCAUCUAGGAUUAAGUACCACUUGUAUCUCAUGAAAAUUUAACCAUCUAGGAUUAAGUACCAUUUGUAUCUCAUGAAAAUUUAACCAUCUAGGAUUAAGUACCACUUGUAUCUCAUGAAAAUUUAACCAUCUAGGAUUAAGUACCACUUGUAUCUCAUGAAAAUUUAACCAUCAAGGAUUAAGUACCACUUGUAUCUCAUGAAAAUUUAACCAUCUAGGAUUAAGUACCAUUUGUAUCUCAUGAAAAUUUAACCAUCUGGGAUUAAGUAUCACUUGUAUCUCAUGAAAAUUUAACCAUCUAGGAUUAAGUACCACUUGUAUCUCAUGAAAAUUUAACCAUCUAGGAUUAAGUACCACUAGUAUCUCAUGAAAAUUUAACCAUGACGGCCGUUGUAUCUUUUAAAUGGUCAUGAAUUUUAUGACAUGCAAAAUAUGUCCAUAUCAAAAUUUACGUUUUUAUCCAUAAUUUCGUCAUCAGCAGGCAUGCGAUAUCAAAAACUUGAUCACCACAAAGUGGUUACUUUGAUUAAAUUUGAUGACAGUUAAUAAAUGAGACGUAAAUGGUGACAUUCUCGGUUUUGAUGACCCAAAAAUAGUGCCAAUAUCUGAUUGGUUAUCGCUGUAAUGACAUGAUCAUUCCAAAAUAUCGCAAAUAAUGGAUUAAGUCCUCAAACAAGAGCCAUCAGGUGAUGGCAUAGAUUCGUGUCCAGGGAACUGACAGAUGGGCAAUUUUUAGAUGUGAUUAGCAGCUGUCGAUCAUCCCACAUAAUGUUUUCUUCAGUUAUUCUAUUUGAGUUAAGUAUUGCAGUGAAAAAAUAAGUGUUAGAAAGUGUUGCUCAGCUCCUCUCACUCUCUCAGUCAUCUGUGAUGUGGUCACCGAAAACACAGCUGUCUAUCAUCCUUGUAAAACGCAAUGAGAAAACAUUUUAAAUUUGCUUAGGGAAUAAUGGACAAGGUUAGGAUAUUUUGGGAUGGUUCCUUGGUCUGUCACAACCCAGUAGAUGCAUGGUCACAACCCAGCAUACAACCAGGAACUGCAUGCAGUCUGGACCUUUACAUCAAAUCCUUUGAAGUGCAGGUUGAGACAAACCAGCCCAGCGGCAGAUGCAUAGUCACAACCUAAGGACAACCAGUAACAGUCUGGACAUUUACAUUCCUUUGAGGUGGAGUAUGUAGAUUUGUUUAUCAAUAACGUUCGAAGAAUGAGGAAUAAAAUAUAAUUUUCGUCAAACGAACAUAGCAGAUGAACGACUUUACUAUCGUAUUUGAGGUGUAGGUUGUGACAAACUAAUCCAGAGAACAUGGUCCAGUCUAGGCCAACUAGCAAUGGCUUGACCUCACAUCAGGAACAACCAACCAGGAAAUGCAAGGUCAGUACUCAGACCAAGGGGUAUGAUUGAUAAAUAAUAAGUAAAAACUGAACUUUUUGUAAACCAACUGCUACAUGAUGUUUUCUUUAUUUAAGCUUUUUGAGUUAAGUAUUGCAGUGAAAAAAUAAGUGUUGAAAAAGUGUUGCUCAGCUCCUCUCACUCUUUCAGUCAUCUGUGAUGUGGUCACGUUGAAACGCAGCUGUCGAUCAUCCCUGUAAAACGUAAUGAGAAAACAUUUUAAUUUUGUUUGCCAAGUUAUAUAUGACCAACAGACACUGAUAAGGUGCUAAUGAUCAAGGAAGUUCAUGGAUAUAUUUGAAAAUAUAGAUUCAAUACCUCCGGUGAUAAUGUAGCAGGUUUGUAUACAUAUGUGUGUACAUUUACACUUUGCGUAUAUAAAUGUGCAGUCCAGUACAAUUCUACAGUGAUGAUCGAGGGACUUUUAAAAUGGUCAAUUUCAGCACUCAUGACACGUUUACCGAGGUUUCGGCAAUUAUUUUCAGUGGAGGUAUAUCUUAUGAGUGGAGUCUGGGUGAUUUCGAGUCAUCGAUAAGUGUUUUAAACGCACAAAUGUGAUGAGUUUCUGGCCUGAAUUCACUCUUCUGUUGAAUGUCAAUCCGCCAUUGCCGAUUUCUCGGAACCUUUGUAUCAUUAUAUGGGAUUAUUAUUGCUAAAAAAGCUUAUAUCUCUUCCGCUUCUCAUUGAUAAAGACGAAAUUUAAACUUGGCCAAAGCGAAAACACGCAUUUCGGCGAAAUAUAUACGAUUUUUGCGGAAGGUUUCGUUAGUGAUAUUACCUAGGUAUUCAGCCUCUUCCGAUGCUGAGCGCUACGGUGGCCCAUAGAGGACAUGCGUUUAUUUUCAAUAUAUUAGAAUAUUU
This is a messenger RNA of Lineus longissimus, 5790 nucleotides long. RefSeq names its product leucine-rich repeat and immunoglobulin-like domain-containing nogo receptor-interacting protein 1-B. The record is from RefSeq and is a predicted model, not a curated record. Gene Ontology annotation, molecular function: protein binding. Bases 1046 to 2281 code for a protein of 411 amino acids. Lineage: Eukaryota; Metazoa; Nemertea; Pilidiophora; Heteronemertea; Lineidae. Gene Ontology annotation, cellular component: extracellular matrix. The transcript has 3 exons.